UCGGCCCAUUGAAGACGAGAUCGAACAGAGAGAGCGAGCGUUUCCCCAUCCCCAUCCCUCGGAUCACCGCCGCCGCCGCCGCCGCCGCAAUCCUCACAUCCUUUCCAAACCCUACCUCCCGCGGCUAUGGAACCGCCCGCCGACGCCGCCUCGCCUCAGGAGUGCUCCCCGGCCAAGCGCUCCGUCUGGAAGCACCCAGCCCCCAACGGCAUCGUCGACGCGCCGGCGCCCGGCGUCAUGGACGCCAACCACUGGCCAGCGCUCUCCGAGACGGCCAAGAAUACAAAGCCCGCUCCCGCUCCGGACUCGUCUCCUGCGCCCGCGCCCGUCGCCUCAUCGGCCAUCGCGAGUUCAUCGAAUUCGCAAAAGCACGGCUCCGGGACCCAUCACGGUCGCCAGAAGCCGGCCAGGCGCGGCGGCGGCGGCGGGGAGCACUCACCGCGAGACCAUCCUGACCGGAGCACCGGUGGGUGGGACCACGGCAGUGCUGCUGGCGGGGGGAGGGGUGGUCAGAGAAACCACAAUAAUGGCGGCGGUAGGAGGGGAAAUGGCAGCAGUACCUCUGCCGGUGGGGUUUCUCACCAUGGUGGUGGCGGCGGCGGCGGCUUUGGUGGCCGGCGAAGAGGGGGAUACGACGGCUUCUAUCGGGGCCCUCCUCCAAUGGGCAUGGGCCCGUACAUGCGGGGUGCCCCGCCCCCGCCUCCGCCCAUGGCGGUGCCUUCACAGUUCAUGGGCCCUCCACCGCCGUCAGUCUCACCCAUGAGGGCAUUUGCUGCACCAAUGGUGUUCCAUGAGAUGACAUCUCCGGUAUCUCCUGUAUCCCCAAUGUACUAUUUUGCUCCUCCCCCACCUCCAGAGGCUCUCAGGGGACUGGCUCUUGCACCUCCUAUGGUUGGUCCACCUGCUUACCCUUACUUUCAAGCCCCGCAUGAGCCUGAGACUGAGCUUGAGGCUGAUCCUGAAAAGAAACGUGCCAUGCUAUUGAACCAGAUAGAGUUCUACUUCAGCAAGGAUAACUUGUGUGGAGAUGUAUUUUUGAGGCAACAGAUGGAUGACCAGGGCUGGGUUGAUAUAACUCUUAUAGCUGGCUUUAAGAAGGUCCAGGAGCUGACUAAUGAGCUGCAAUAUGUAAAAGAAACAGUUCAAUCUUCAUCUAUUCUGGAAAUGCAGGAUAACAAAAUUAGGUGCCAGAAUGAUUGGGACAAGUGGGUGAUCCCUCGAGAGAGCAAUCCUGAUAUUCGGUCAAGCUCAGCGUCUGUUCGAAGCCCUGUUGUCAAUAAUCUGACAGCACAUCUUGGAGGCAUGUUUCUGCACGAAUCUGCUAGCUCUAGUAGCACAGUGGACCAAAACCAUCAUGAGGUCCUCCAGAAUGGAUCACAUUCUGGUAAUGAACAAGCACCAGUAGUUGAAGACAAUUCUGGUCUCCAGUAGUUGCGAUAAGACACAUUGGCUCCGAUUCACACCAUGACUGCAAGGGUUUUGUCCGAGCGCGAGUGACAGAGUACAAGUGAACUUUUUUGCAUUUGUUUCGGAGGUAUGCUUGUGGGGGCGCAUUAGACUGACAAGUCAAUGGGUUUCUUGGGGUCAGGUAAGAUUUUGCUUUACCUUGUUAUUGAGCUGUGGCGUGCAAGGUUUCAGGUAGUUGGUGUAAAAGCUGAAACAGAAGACAGACAGACAAAGGUGGUAUGUGGAGGCAUCAAAGAUGAUGAGGGGGGAAAACCAUGAAACAAAGAAGAAAACGAAAAAUGACAGAGUGCUAAGUUAUUAGCCCCGGCCCUUGUGGGCUGCCUGCUUGAUGUGCGGUUCCUGACUGUCCUUGUUUAUUGGGGGGUUGUAUUGGUUGGAACUAAUCGCUGAGUCUUCCCCAUUAGGAUGUAAAACCUCCAAUUUUUUAGGGAGGAUCUGAACUCUCUCACUCAGAGUCACGGAGUUGACUUGGGCCUAUCCAACCUGUGUAGGGGAUAAUUGUGUGCCCCCGCCCCCCCUGUGGUAUCGGUAAACUGAAGUACAUGGAUACCUGUUGUCAUUGCUUUUGGUUUAUGUGGCUCUCGUGUUGCGGUGGAUUAGGGGCUCCUUGAUCAGGCUAGUGCAUCAUUUGCUGUUUCGUAGUCUUCCUCUCAUGUUUCUGUAAGUUGAGUCUGUUGUUGAUGACUGUUUCAGGAAAAGGCCAACGGGAUGUUUGCUA
This is a messenger RNA of Phragmites australis (common reed), 2185 nucleotides long. RefSeq names its product la-related protein 1B-like. Gene Ontology annotation, molecular function: RNA binding. The transcript is spliced from 6 exons. NCBI's taxonomy places the organism in Eukaryota, Viridiplantae, Streptophyta, Magnoliopsida, Poales, Poaceae. The coding region runs from base 127 to 1431 and encodes 434 amino acids. The record is from RefSeq and is a predicted model, not a curated record.